CUUCCCCAUCUCACCACACCACGGACGCUCUUUAUACCAACAAAUUUGACCAGCAUCACGAGCAACACGACAGCAUAGAUGGCCGAUGCCGAAGGUGGUCACUCUUCGGGAGAGUACGGUGAUGCUGUCGUCGAGACCGCUAUACUAGCAAACCCUAAGGACUUAGCAGUUGUUGACUCGUCUGGCAAGCGCGCUCAAGCUAAAAGGCGGGAGAAAAGAGAGAAGAAGGAGAAAGAGGCAAGGGAGAAAGAACAGAGGGAGGAAAGUAAAUGACGGCAGCGGAGAUAGGAAUUCGAGCCGAAUACCCGGGGGUCUACACCUGUCUAGUCAUCUAUCAACCACGCUUCCUGACCGCUCCUUCACUCGUUUGAUGCGCCAACGGAUUUAUUCGACACCUCCAUGGAUUCUUCAGACGUCCCCGGCAGCCGCUCCUUCGCCAAAUAAACGUUUGAGCUCACCAUCAUACCUCUUCUUAUCCGCGAGCUUCUUCUGAACAAUCUCGUCCGAGUUUCUACACCAAAAGUCCGAUAAAGCCUUCUCGAUGUCAACGGGCAGAGACCCGGAGGGACAUAAGUGCAGCUCCAACAGAACAUACAUAGCGUCUACGGAAGAUAAGCAAUGCCAGAACCACACUCCUCUUGACUCCCACAUAUCUUGCAUGACCGUCGAUAUUGGAACAUUAUGCUCUACUAUGGCCAUGCGCUCCUCCUCUUUCAAAAUAUACAUAAAC
Molecule: messenger RNA, 730 nt
Organism: Trematosphaeria pertusa
Lineage: Eukaryota; Fungi; Ascomycota; Dothideomycetes; Pleosporales; Trematosphaeriaceae
Exons: 1
Coding region: 79-273 (64 amino acids)
Source: RefSeq, a predicted model, not a curated record